Messenger RNA from Racocetra persica, 577 nucleotides. The record is from the annotation of a GenBank genome assembly. Lineage: Eukaryota; Fungi; Glomeromycota; Glomeromycetes; Diversisporales; Gigasporaceae.
AGAACCUUACAAAUAUACAUCAUAUUUACAUCCUAAACUAGCAUCCCAAACUAUAAUAUCAUAUUUGUCUGUGUUAAAACAUCACCAUAUUAUGAACCAUCUAGACUGGAAUAGAACACGCAAUGAUCCUCUGAUAACGCUAAAGACCAUUGAAGACAAUCAUAUAUUCAAACCAUCCCAACAAAAAGAACAUAUCACACGAGAUCAGCUUCGAUAUAUAAGGGCAAGAAUGAAUUUAGAGGCUCCGGAUGAUCUUUUAUUUGGGUCAGUUGCUCUUGUAGCAUUUAACAGUCUGACCCGCAUGGGAGAACUGCUACCUAAAUCACAAAAUGAUGUAAAUAAAAUACCUACAGUACAAGCAUUAAAAUUUGACAGAUCAGGCGCAAACACAUUCGCAACAAUACAAUUACCCAGAACAAAAAACCACAGAAUUGUAGAACGCCCCAUUCUAAUUAUUAAUUCGACAAGUGAUGAGCUAUGCCCAAUUAGCGCGCUAAAGGCAUACACAAUCCUAAGAACUAGAUUACAUAUGCCCCAGGGAAGAAAACGCUUUUCAUUAGGAAAGAUGGAAGGCUAG